Strongyloides ratti is the source of this 1332-nucleotide messenger RNA. RefSeq lists its product as hypothetical. The record is from RefSeq and is a predicted model, not a curated record. Lineage: Eukaryota; Metazoa; Nematoda; Chromadorea; Rhabditida; Strongyloididae. The transcript is spliced from 2 exons. The coding region runs from base 1 to 1332 and encodes 443 amino acids.
AUGAAUUCAUCAACAGUUUUAAAUAAUUUUUUAUCAUAUUCUGAGGAAACACUUAACAUUGGUAGUUUAACUAUUAUAACAAUAUUAAUUGUUGUUGGAACAUUUUUUUUGGCAUGUUUCUGUAUCUUUUGCCCAUCAAUCUUAUUAAAAGAUAAUGAUCGAAGGUAUGGUAGAUGUGAUAAAGAUAGUUUACAUAUAUCUGGAAAUAGUAAAAGAGGAUUAUUAUCAUUAAUGUUUGCUAAAUUAGAUGAAUUUGAUAGUUUGACACCAUUAAUACUAUCCCCAGAAGGUAGUAAUAAUAAUAAUUCUUUAGCUACAGCUAUAACAGAACAAGGGAUUUUGAUGAUGGAUGACAAUUCAUUAAAGAAUAAUUUAUUUCAAAAGAUUGUAUCUUCACCAGCUGCUUUAAGAAAUAUUUUAAGCCGUUCAUGUAGUGGAAGUUCAGUGACACAUAAAAAUUCAUCUUCAACACAGUCAAGUGAAGAUGGUAAAAUUAAUAUGGCACCAGAAGAAAUUAAACAGGCAAUGGUGGCAGAAUUUUUAACAACACAUACAUCAAGUAAUAGUCCACCACCUAUUAAAAGAACAACUUAUGGUGAAACAUUAAUUGCUCCAUUAACAAAUUUUAAUAAAAAUGUUAUGCUAAGAAUACAACCAUCAACUAGUAUAUUAUUAACACCAGAAAGUCGUGUAACUACAUUUGACUACACUACAUCAAAAUCAUGUGCUACAAUACCAGAAGAUGAUGAAGAAGGAGAAUCAAUUUAUGGUGAUGAUUUAGUUAGUAUUGAUAGAACAGUUAUUUCAAAUGCUAAUAAUCAAAAUAAUUAUAUUAAAUAUACUAAUAAAUAUAAUUUAAGUAUAUAUGGUAGUAUUCCAAGACCAUGUAAUACACAAUCACCACCACCACCAAGUUAUCCACCACCAACACCUCCAGAUAGAAGGAAGUUAGAUUUAGAAAAAUUUAUUAAACCAGAAUCACCAACUAAAAAAUCAGGUAUUUCAAAUUUAUCAACACCUACUAGUAGUGUUGGAGGUUCAAAUUCAAUAGUUGAUGAUACAUGUAGUAGUGUAAGUGAAGAAAGUUUUAUUGAAAAUGAAGAGGUAUGUGAAAAUAAUCAUAUUGAUGGUACCUAUCAACUUCCUAGAAUAGAUGAAGUUUCUGAAAGUCUUACUACCGGAAGUAAAACAAUUGAUUCAAUUGCAACAAUGGAAUCAUAUACUAAUAGUAAUUUUAUUAAUCCCCCUACAACAGGUUUUAAGAUGGCUCGUAGUGUUUCUGAACAAUUUGAAUUAGGUUUUAAUAAUAGAAAGAUAGACAAUCAAAAUUAG